Messenger RNA from Athalia rosae (coleseed sawfly), 902 nucleotides. RefSeq names its product 60S ribosomal protein L15 (gene RpL15). Lineage: Eukaryota; Metazoa; Arthropoda; Insecta; Hymenoptera; Athaliidae. The record is from RefSeq and is a predicted model, not a curated record. Gene Ontology annotation, biological process: cytoplasmic translation. The coding region runs from base 141 to 755 and encodes 204 amino acids. Gene Ontology annotation, cellular component: cytosolic large ribosomal subunit; ribosome. Gene Ontology annotation, molecular function: RNA binding; structural constituent of ribosome. The transcript is spliced from 5 exons.
AGAGAUGGGUGUACGGUAGGGUAUAGAUAUUUGAAGAAACGUGCACGAGUGGCGCUGUUACGACCCAUCCAUUAUGCAUCGCGGUGAGGACCUGCGUAGUGUCCUUUCCUUCUUUAAUUCGGACCGUAUGAGAGGAGAAAAUGGGAGCUUACAAGUAUAUGCAAGAAUUGUAUCGUAAGAAGCAGAGCGAUGUACUUCGUUUCUUGCUUCGUGUCAGAUGUUGGCAGUACCGGCAACUGACCAAGAUGCACCGUGCUCCCAGGCCAUCCCGCCCUGAUAAAGCUCGCCGUUUGGGAUACAAAGCCAAGCAAGGUUUUGUUAUCUUUAGAAUUCGCGUACGUCGUGGUGGUCGUAAGCGUCCAGUCCCCAAGGGUGCCACUUUUGGAAAACCAAAAAGCCAUGGAGUCAAUCAGCUGAAGCCCACCCGUAAACUGCAAUCCAUUGCUGAAGAGCGCGUUGGACGUCGUUGCGGCGGACUCCGCGUGCUUAAUAGCUACUGGGUAGCCCAGGAUUCGUCUUACAAAUAUUACGAGAUCAUUCUCAUAGACCCUGCCCACAAGGCGAUCCGUAAUGAUCCGAAAGUCAACUGGAUAUGCAACUCCGUUCAGAAGCACCGUGAGCUCAGAGGAAAAACAUCAGUUGGCAGGAGUUCUCGAGGAUUAGGAAAAGGUCAUCGUUACUCGCAGACAAUCGGUGGAUCCCGACGCGCUGCCUGGCUCAGAAGAAACUCAUUAUCGUUACGCCGGAAGCGCUAGGCGCUUGCCUAGCAUAUUUCUGGGGUGUUUGGUUCGCGCGAGACGGGGUAUACGCUGUUCAGCAUGUAUGGUUGUUGCGUAUGUUUCUUUACGCAGCUAUUACGUGUUGACCGUUGCCACGAGAAUAAACGCCAUUUUACUAUAUAA